AUGUUUACAAGUGUUAAAAGUCCAAUGAUAUUAUCAGGAGAUUCAUUUAUUUUUGAAUCUGCUGGUGAUAAGUUUACAGAUCCUCAAGAGCAUGUUUCAUAUGUUGACGAAGUCGUCACGAAACAUGCAGGUGUAGACGAAUUAUCGUCUCACCUUCCUUUGUUUGAUGGGAGCUCUGGAGAAGUGGAAGACUCCAAGACUCCUUUUGCAAUUCACUCGUCGGUGUUGGAUUCGGUAUUCUCCAACACUCUAGAUGACAAGGGAGAGGAUAUCGAUCAGACCCCUAUGUUUGACGAGUUAGAUUUCAUAGUUGAUGGUGCCAGGGCCAACCUGAAAGAGGACUGGGUUUCUCUCUUCGGGGAUGAGUCUCAGAUGAUGUUUGGCGAGACCAGUGAUCCUGUUGUCAAAGAUGAAGAUUUGAGACAUCAGCCUGAAGCCUCUAAGAGACUGUUUGCUCAGUCAAUGGCACCUUCAGUAUUCAUUCCUACAAAGAAGCAGAAGCGCAAUACUGAAUCUCAACAGAAUCAACUUAUUACUCCAGAAACUUCCUCUACUCUUGCAACUCCGCUCAUUGACCUGUCAGAUAUACAGGAAUUGGAAAAGUCUAGUUCUCCCUCGGUUGAUCGUUUAGGUUGUGUGCCUUACUCGAAGAAGCAAAGAUCUCGUCCAUUGGCUCCAGUGCCAAUUGAUGAGAGCGAUCCUGUUGCUUUGAAGCGUGCAAGGAAUACUGUUGCAGCAAGAAGGUCCCGUGCCCGUAAGAUGGAGAGAAUGGGACAAUUAGAGGAAAAGGUUAACAAUUUGAUGAAAGAAAAGUCAGAAAUGGAGAGUGAAAUGUCUAGGUUGAAAGACUUAUUGACUCAAAAUGGUAUCCAAUUUUAA
This is a messenger RNA of Priceomyces carsonii, 879 nucleotides long. RefSeq names its product amino acid starvation-responsive transcription factor (gene GCN4). The transcript has a single exon. Gene Ontology annotation, biological process: positive regulation of cellular response to amino acid starvation. NCBI's taxonomy places the organism in Eukaryota, Fungi, Ascomycota, Pichiomycetes, Serinales, Debaryomycetaceae. Gene Ontology annotation, molecular function: DNA-binding transcription factor activity, RNA polymerase II-specific; RNA polymerase II cis-regulatory region sequence-specific DNA binding. The record is from RefSeq and is a predicted model, not a curated record. The coding region runs from base 1 to 879 and encodes 292 amino acids. Gene Ontology annotation, cellular component: transcription regulator complex.